Dryobates pubescens (Downy woodpecker) is the source of this 1228-nucleotide messenger RNA. RefSeq names its product TLC domain containing 1 (gene TLCD1). The coding region runs from base 42 to 800 and encodes 252 amino acids. Lineage: Eukaryota; Metazoa; Chordata; Aves; Piciformes; Picidae. Gene Ontology annotation, biological process: plasma membrane organization; regulation of membrane lipid distribution; membrane assembly. The transcript has 4 exons. Gene Ontology annotation, cellular component: plasma membrane. The record is from RefSeq and is a predicted model, not a curated record.
UCCGCCCCGCCGCGCGCCCCGCGCCACGGGAGCUGGGCGCGAUGGGCCCGGGCUGGCGGGCGGCCUCCGCAGCGCUGGUGGGCGGCAGCGUGGUCGUGUUUGUGGGGCUGAGGCGGGUGGCACUAGCCCUGCCCCGGCCCGCUGCCGUGCGGAGCCGCCCCAGCCGCGACUGGCGCUGGCUGAACCUCCUCGUCUCUUUCGCACACUCUGUGCUGGCCGGGCUAUGGGCCCUCUUCAGCCUCUGGCAUUCUCCGGAGCUGCUCUCCGACAUACAGGACGGCUACAGCGUCUCAGGGCACUUGCUGGUCUGUUUCUCCUCAGGCUAUUUCAUCCACGACAGCCUUGACAUCAUCUUCAACCAUCAGUCUCGCUCAUCUUGGGAAUACCUGGUGCACCAUGCCAUGGCUAUUUCUGCCUUCAUCUCACUCAUCAUCACGGGCCGUUUCCUGGUGGCAGCAGUGCUGCUGCUGCUGGUGGAAGUGAGCAACAUCUUCCUCACCAUCCGCAUGCUGCUGAAGAUGAGCAAUGUGCCUUCCCCAGCGCUCUACGAGGCCAACAAGUACAUCAACCUGGUGGUGUACUUUGCCUUCCGCCUGGCCCCCCAGGCUUACCUCACCUGGUACUUCCUCCGCUACGUGGAGGUGCAGGGUCAGGGUGCCUUCCUCACUGCCAACCUCCUGCUGCUCGAUGCCAUGAUCCUCAUGUACUUCUCCCGCCUCCUCCGCUCUGAUUUCUUCCCAUCCCUGCGCAAGGGCUCUGCAGGGAGAGACGUGGAUGGUGAGAAGUUUCUGAUAGACUGAGAUGAGCAUGCCAAGGGGGACCCCGGCUCUGGCUCCUGAAGGUCUUGGCCGCUCCAAACCUGCUCUGAUGUGCCUUAGGGCUCGCUCCCUGGCCCCAGGCUCUGCCUUCACCCACUCUGCUGCCUAAAAGCGCUUCCAUGCUGGACCAGCCUGACAACCUCGCUGAGCCAUGGGGAUGCCACCAAAACCAGGGGCGCAGCCGAUGGAAAAGCAGCCCAAGCCAGCUUCCAUGCAGGCAGCUGGAGGGCCACGGGUGGCUGUAUUUCCACAGCUGAUGGCUUGAGGGGGUUGCAAGGGAAGGGACGAGUCCCUCCCAUGGUGAUGUUGGGUGUUACGUGCAUUAAAAUUGGUCUGUUUACUGCUGCUGCAGCACACCUGGGCUGGCUUUUCUGUGGGGCAGAGGGGUCGGGGAGGACUGAGGGGGACAA